Molecule: messenger RNA, 561 nt
Organism: Epithele typhae
Lineage: Eukaryota; Fungi; Basidiomycota; Agaricomycetes; Polyporales; Epitheliaceae
Exons: 2
Coding region: 1-561 (186 amino acids)
Source: RefSeq, a predicted model, not a curated record
AUGCCUGUACCGGACGACAAGACUGCUGGUGAGUCCGAGUUAUGUAUACUUGACGCAUACGAGCCGCUCAGUGAAGAAGAUUCAACUACGCCUCCGGGCUCCCCGCCGCUCCGUCUCCCACAUGGCGAUCGAUUGUGUGAUAUUUCUACCACCAUGGUUUCCACCACUCCUCUGGGCACCCCACCGCGGGACAUCCGGUUUCGUUUCGCGACGGAUCAUAAAAGUGUGAAUAGCGUGGUUACUGUGGGGCCAGUUCAUAGCAGUGGAAUCCUCCGCGUCGUGGAUUUGGACAUCGAGAUGGCCGACGUGGAUCAAGACCUCAACCCCACCACAGAUUUACUUGACUCCGACGUAGAGAUGACAGACGAGACGUCUACAGAAAUCCCGAGCUCUACAUGCACGGUGUCCACGUACACCGAGGGGAUGUUUCCCACAAGCAGUGUCAUCCAUGGUGACGAACUGGAAGACAGCCAAACCGUCUCCUCUCAAAUUUCCAAUCGUUUGAGAAGCAUGGAAAGCGCUUCACGAGAUAUGCGCAUCUAUGUAAGAUCCCUAGAGUAA